GCCGAACAGCGCCAGCGUGCGCAGCCUCGGCAGGCCUACUGGCCGAGCCAGUGCGCGACCGAUCGGUUCAGCAGACCGGCGGUCCAGUCCAGAUCGGUUCAGACCGGCUGCACCGGAUCAGACCUUAGAAUUCAGGGUACUCAGAUAUAACUCUAGACGUCUUCAGGAUCUAUAUCAGUAUUUUCCGGCCAUUUUUGGCAACUCGUCAAGAGAUCUGUGUACUUUAGAAAUCAGUCAGAAUAUUUUUCAUGUGUUCAAUAAUUUUAACUUUUUCAAUGUUCAAAUGCCGCCCUGUAGGGAACCCAAUCACCCAGUUCUUUCUCAGGCCACGGUGGUCGCACAGUUUCGCGAAUAUCACCCUGAGAAAUUUUCUGGGCAUGGAGACCCCCGUAUCGUGGACGAGUGGAUUCAGGGCAUUGAGUUUAUUUUCGAGGUCAUGGAUUGUCCAGACAGAUAUCGCGUAAUCUGCGCUCAACUUCAGCUAACCGGUCAUGCUCGGCUCUGGUGGAAUGCCUACUGGAGCAUGCGUCCCGGAGAGAAGGCAGGAUGUACAUGGGAUAUGCUCAAGGAGCUAAUCCGCGAGAAGUACUACCCCACCUACUACAGAGCAGAAAUGGAGCGUCAGUUUUUGUCGCUCAAACAGGGUACUCGGUCUGUAGACGAGUACGAAAGAGAAUUUACCAGACUUGCAGCUUUUGUUCCUGACUUGGUUCGCACGGAGGCCCAGAGAGCACAGCGCUUCAUUGACGGACUUUACCCAGCAGUUCGCCAUAACAUCGUAG
This is a messenger RNA of Striga hermonthica, 782 nucleotides long. NCBI's taxonomy places the organism in Eukaryota, Viridiplantae, Streptophyta, Magnoliopsida, Lamiales, Orobanchaceae. The record is from the annotation of a GenBank genome assembly.